AUGGCGACAACAUUCGAUCAUGACAAGCUCUCCGCUGAGCACCAGCAGACCGAGAAUGUCGCGGAGAAGAUCUCGACUUCAUCGGGCAGUGGCGAGCUCGAAGCGCAGAAUAUCGAUCUUGAGGAGAAGGAGGCUGCCCGUGUGCUGAGGAAGGUGGAUAUGAGACUCGUUCCAAUGCUGUCUCUUCUCUACCUCGUCGCGUUCAUCGAUCGAAGUAACAUCGGUAACGCGAAGAUUGCUGGUAUGACGAAAGACCUGAAAAUGAGCGGUAGCCAGUACAACACUGCAGUCACCUUGUUCUUCGUUCCAUACACACUUCUCGAAGUACCUAGCAACAUCGUGCUCAAGAUGAUGCGCCCAAGCCAUUGGAUGGCAAUCUUGAUGUUCUGCUGGGGUCUCGUGAUGACACUCAUGGGUCUAACGUCCAGCUACGGUGGGCUACUUGCAGGACGUUUCUUCUUGGGUGUGACAGAGUCUGGCUUCUUCCCCGCAGCAACGUUUCUGCUUACUCUCUGGUAUCGCCGUUUCGAACUACAGCGUCGUAUGGCUGUUUUCUAUAUAGCCGCCUCUCUCGCGGGUGCUUUCAGUGGUUUACUUGCCUACGGUAUCGAGAAACUCGACGGUCGCUCUGGACUUGCAGGAUGGCAGUGGAUCUUCCUAAUCGAGGGAUUGAUCCCAGUGGCGCUCGCGCUCAUCAUCUGGAAGAUUCUCCCGGAUAGCCCCGAAACCGCCAAAUUCCUUACCCAACCAGAGCGCGACUUGCUGGUCUCCCGAUUGUCCAAUGAUUCCGGGUCUGGACAGGGACAGGCCACCAACAGCGAUAAGAUCAGCAAAGAGCAGAUUCUCACUGGGCUUUCGGACUGGAAGAUUUGGGCUGCUACAGUUAUUUUCUGGGGAAACACGGUUGGAGUUUAUGGGUUCACAGCCACCGUACCAUCCGUCAUCCAAGGCCUCGGCUACACGAGUGCAAAUGCUCAACUCAUGACCAUCCCGAUCUACGUUUUCGCCGCUAUCCUUACCCUCAUCUUUGCGUGGGCCUCCGAUCUGACACGCAAGCGCUCCCCAUACAUCAUCGCAGGCUAUUCGAUUGCCGUAUGCGGCUUCAUCGCUCAACUAGCCAUUCCUAAGCCCGCCUAUCCUGGCAUCACCUAUGGCUUCCUUUUCCCCGUGGCUGGAGGUCUAUACUGCCCCUUUACCUGCCUUGUCUCCUGGAUUGGCAACUCCCUCGCACCAUCUUCCAAGCGCGCUGUUGGAAUGGCUCUCUUGAUUUCCGUGGGAAACAUGGGUGGUAUCAUGGGAAGCAAUAUCUAUCUUUCGCGCGAAGCACCAAAGUACACGACAGGCUUUUCGGCUAGUUUGGCCAUGUGCUGUACCGCCAUUCUCAUGACUUUUGUGUUGAGGUGGGCGUAUGCGAAGGAAAAUAGACUGAGGGAUGAGCUGAUCGCGGAGCACGGUGAAGAUGCUAUUCGUGCGAGGUAUUCCGAGCAGGAGUUGUUGCUUAUGGGUGAUAAGAGCCCUUUCUACCGGUACACUUUGUAA
This is a messenger RNA of Alternaria arborescens, 1539 nucleotides long. RefSeq lists its product as hypothetical. Bases 1 to 1539 code for a protein of 512 amino acids. Gene Ontology annotation, cellular component: membrane. Gene Ontology annotation, molecular function: transmembrane transporter activity. Lineage: Eukaryota; Fungi; Ascomycota; Dothideomycetes; Pleosporales; Pleosporaceae. The record is from RefSeq and is a predicted model, not a curated record. Gene Ontology annotation, biological process: transmembrane transport. The transcript is spliced from 4 exons.